Impatiens glandulifera is the source of this 606-nucleotide messenger RNA. RefSeq names its product metalloendoproteinase 5-MMP-like. Lineage: Eukaryota; Viridiplantae; Streptophyta; Magnoliopsida; Ericales; Balsaminaceae. The coding region runs from base 1 to 606 and encodes 201 amino acids. Gene Ontology annotation, cellular component: extracellular matrix. Gene Ontology annotation, molecular function: metalloendopeptidase activity; zinc ion binding. The transcript has a single exon. Gene Ontology annotation, biological process: collagen catabolic process; extracellular matrix organization; proteolysis. The record is from RefSeq and is a predicted model, not a curated record.
AUGGUGAAUCCUCAGUAUGGCUUCCCUGAUUUGGUUAGUGGAAGUUUCAUCAAGGACGGGGUAAAGUUAGUUCGGGACCCCUUUAUAGGUGGUUCGUAUUAUGAGCUUGGAAGUUCAAAGUUUUCUAGUCUAUACCUAACAUGGGCCUUACCACUCAUAACGAAGCCACUCAUUGUUAAUUGCACUGUUUCUGCGCUUCGUAAAUGGGCAUCUCAGGGUGUGCCGUUCAAUUUUGUAAGAAUUUAUGACAUUUUGGAAGCUGAUAUUAAAAUAAGUUUUGUUAGUGGCGACCACGGGGAUGGUUUACCAUUCAAUGGGAAACAUGGACCUUUCGGUCAUGGACUUCCUCCGCCUACGGGAAUCCUCCAUUUAAACGAAGACAUUCCGUGGGCGAUGGGAGCAGUGCCUGGGACAGUGGACAUUGAAACAGUUGUGUUACAUAUGCUAGGACACGUCCUUGGUCUUAGUCAUAGUAAUGUUAGUUCUGCAGUAAUGUGGGCACAUAUGCAAUGGGGGUUGAUCAAAAGAGACUUAGAUCCUGAUGACAUUGUCGGAAUUAGGACAUUGUAUGGUUAUCGUGAUCGUCCCCGCCACCGCGCCUUCUAG